Megalops cyprinoides (Indo-Pacific tarpon) is the source of this 3994-nucleotide messenger RNA. RefSeq names its product pro-neuregulin-2, membrane-bound isoform-like. The record is from RefSeq and is a predicted model, not a curated record. Gene Ontology annotation, biological process: nervous system development; intracellular signal transduction; animal organ development. NCBI's taxonomy places the organism in Eukaryota, Metazoa, Chordata, Actinopteri, Elopiformes, Megalopidae. The transcript has 11 exons. Bases 306 to 2447 code for a protein of 713 amino acids. Gene Ontology annotation, molecular function: signaling receptor binding.
CAAAAUGAAUCUAUAGAGUCCCUUGAGCUUUAGAACGACUUUCGAACAGAAUGCAGUGACUGGAUUUUUUAACCUAGCGCCGUUACGCUGUUUCCGGUUCCUAGCUGGUGUUUCCCCAUUGCAAACUGUAUUGGAAAAGCAGCAGAUCCCGAUGGCAUGGACACUUACGCAAGGUCUGCCGCUUUGCCGUGCUACUGGAGCCUAUUUACAGUCUCCUACUUUAAGUCAGCUCCAUCAUCAUCACCAAACAGCCCCGAGAGCACUGCAGCAACGCGACCAGCAAUCCCGGAGCCAAACCAGGAGGCAUGAGGCUUGAUUCAGUACAUUUCUCCAUGCUGGUCAUCGGGGUCUCUUUCGCCUGCUACUCCCCGAGUUUAAAUUCCCUGCAGGACCAGGCUUACAAAUCAACGGUUGUUAUUGAAGGCAAGGUGCAUUCGGUACCUGCGAAUGUCUCCACGGAGCCGUACAGUGUGAAUGUCAAAGUCUUGGACGUGUGGCCGUUGAACAGCGGGGGGUUGGAGCGAGAGCAGCUCGUCACCGUCGGGGAAUUCGGCUCGGAGGCUCCGUGCACCAAAGUGAUAAAGAACCACAGAUAUAUAUUUUUCAUGGACCCAACCGACGAACCCUUGGUAUUCAAGGCAUCGUUUGCUCCCCUAGACACCAGUGGGAACAAUCUAAAAAAAGAUGUAGGGAGGAUCUUGUGCGAAGACUGCGCCACUGCCCCAAAGUUAAAACGGCUGAAGAACCAGUCGGUGACAGAGGGGACCAAGCUCACCCUGAGAUGUGAGGCCACAGGGAACCCCAGCCCCACCUACAGGUGGUUCAAAGAUGGCAGCGAGCUCAAGAAGAACAAAGAGAUCAAAAUAAAGUCCAGCAAGAAAAACUCCAGGGUCCAGAUCAACAGAGCCAAGCUGGAGGAUUCUGGGAAUUACACGUGUGUGGCUGAGAACAUGCUGGGGAAGGAGAAUGCCACGAGCACCGUCAGCGUCCAAAGCAUUACCACCACACUGUCUCCGGGGUCAGGUCACGCCAGAAGAUGCAACGAGACCGAGAAAGCUUACUGUGUGAAUGGCGGUGACUGUUACUUCAUACACGGUAUAAAUCAACUGUCUUGCAAGUGUCCAAAUAACUUUACUGGUGAUCGCUGUCAAACCGACGUUAUGGCCGGUUUCUACGAGCGUCUUGGAAUUGAAUUUAUGGAGGCCGAGGAGCUCUACAAGAAGAGAGUGCUGACAAUCACUGGCAUCUGUGUGGCUCUGCUGGUGGUGGGCAUUGUGUGCGUGGUUGCCUACUGCAAGACCAAGAAACAGAGGAAGAAAAUGCAUAACCACCUCCGCCAGAACAUGUGCGCCGACAACCCCAACCGCAACCUGGCCAACGGACCCAACCAUCCAGGGCCGGGCCCGGAGGAGAUCCCCAUGGUAGAUUAUAUCUCGAAGAACGUCCCAGCCACUGAGCGAGUGAUACGGCAUGGGGCAGAGACCUCCUUCACCGGUAGCCGAGCGUCUUCCAGAUCCCACCACUCAUCAACGGCAACCCAUUCUUCCAGUCACAGACACGAGGACCGCACGUGGAGCUUGGACAGGACGGAGAGUGUGAUUUCAGACUCCCACUCGGGCAUGAUGUCGUCCUCGGUGGGGACCAGUAAAUGCAACAGUCCUGCGUGCAUGGAGGCGCGAGCCAGGCGUGCGGCACACUGUGGCAUUACUGAGCCCCACCACCCCACCAUGCAGUACAGGGACUCCUUCGACUCGCUGGGGGACUCUCCGCACAGCGACAGGUAUGUGUCGGCGCUGACGACCCCCGCCCGCCUCUCUCCCGUGGACUUCCAUUACUCACUACCCCCGCAGGUGCCUACCUUCCAGAUCACGUCUCCCAACGCCAGCCACGCCAUGUCCCUGCCGCCCGCGGCCCACAUGCCCUUCUACCUGGAGGACGACCAGCCGCUGCUCCGCCGCUACCAGGUGCCGCUGCAGGACAUACAGCGGCAGGAGCCGUACCGCCAGCAGCAGCCGCUGCAGCACCGCACCUACCUGAACGACAGCACCGGCAGCCUCCCGUCCAGCCCCUACCGGCUGGCCGACGACGAGGAGUACGAGACCACGCAGGAGUACCUCUCCUCGCUGGAGCAACCAAAGAGAAGCGCGUCCGGCGGCGGGCGGCGCUGGCGGCGGUCCCGGCUCAACGGGCACGUGUCGCCGCGGGGCCAGGCGGCGCGGGACUACAGCUCCCAGAGCUGCCUGUCGGACAGCGAUUCGGAGGGGGAGGAGCAUGGGGAGAGCACGCCCUUUCUCAGUAUGCAGAACAUGAACGCGGAGCCUGCCACCAUCUACAGGCCGGUGGACAGUCGGACUUACCAGCCGUCAUCGGGCCGGCACGGGGCGCGCGGGAACACACAGACCAGACUGGCCCACUCGCGCUCCAAACCAGACAAUGCACCCCUUUAAAAAAAACAACAAAAAACAACAAAACAAAAAAAAACCAACCUCCCGACAAACAAUAUGCUAUAGACCUGCACCUAUAAGAAAUAUUUUUAUUUUAUAUAACAGACAGAUAUUCUAAACAAAUGAAAUAUUUAUUUUCAUUUUAGCAAAAGUUGUCUACUAGCUAACAGCAAAGACUUUUUUAUAGGGAAUACUAUUUAUAUGUAAACUUUGAUUUACAGCAUUAAAAAGAAAGAUGUGCCAAUUUUUUCACAACUUAAAAAAAAUGAGAAUAAUAUUGUGGUGCCUUUUGCUGUAUGCCGAUGCCAGAGGUCCAGUUGAGUUUUUUGUAGCCUUUCUUAUAUGGACUCCUCAUUUUUAUACACGUUUCUUCUUCCUUUUAUUUUUUUUUUGUUGUUUGGGAUCUCCCCCAUUUGAACUGUGAUAUUACCCUCUCUUCAUGCAAUAUAAACCACUUCUGCAUAAGGUGUAUGUUUACAUAAAUAUGAUUCUCAGACAUGUUUAAUGUUUUCUUUCUCUACAGGACACUGACAGAUGCAAACGUGGGUCUGUCUCCUCCCUAUGGAGAGAGCUCUUUAUGCUGAGUCACGCCAACAAACCCAUGCAUUCUCUUUUUCAUGUGCUACCUGUUCUUGCAAGUGGUCCCUGUAAUUUUCAGAGGAGUGCAGGUGUGCAGUCAGCCUGGCACGUCUUGAAGGUACCCACACACAAACGAGUUCAGGGCGUUCGAACCAGAGGCUUCUGAGGACGGGGUGUGUGUGUGCGUGUGCGUGUGUGUGUGUGCUCGUGUGUGUGCAUCCACACGUGUGUGUGUGUGUAUCAUAGUAGCUGUCAAGACUGGGUUUGUCACAAAUGAGCUUUCCUGUGAGCGCUGGGGGGAAAGUAUGAAGACUAGGUGUAUAAGUGGUAAGAAAAAAAAAGCUCUGUUGCACUGUAACCCUGUUUCAGGAAUAGUCAGGGGCCAGGGAGCUACCAGAGGGGACAUAUAAUCCUGCCUGGGUCUGAUUCUGGCCCGAGUGGACCACCUCCCCAAACCCACCCCCCCCAACCCAACCUCACCCUCCCCAUCCCCCACCCCCUGUUCCUGCAGCUCCAGCUAAGGGCCGCAUGGUGUCUCAGGACUUUCACAUAAUCGUUGGAUCGAACCAGGAAUGGCACGAUUCCAGAGCACACUCUGCAUCCCCCACCCUGACGCAUACCUCUCCACACACUCACUCUUAGUUUCAUCCCGCGUCGCCAGAGAGAACGCCAGAGAGAAAGCCAGAGAGACACGGAGGGCGAGACUGACACUAGCUGUGAAAUACUAGAGAGGUUAAACAAACAAACAAAAAAUGCCAAAAUAUGCAAAACAUUGUGUGGUGUAGGAACUGUCCGAUGACGUUGUUUUGUGUGAAGUGUGACGACCGUGAUGGUUCAACAUGUGAGGUCCCCUCACUGAUGAUUUGCAUUGUGUUUUGAAUGCUAGCCCUUUUCUUUUCAGACAAAUCAUCCCAUGAACAGUCCAAUAAACAUUUAUUAUUAUUAUUAUUAUUAUUAUUAUUAUUAUUAUU